AUGACUAGUACUGCAGAGAUAUACGCAAACUCACCCCGCUUCCGGCGGCGGUCGAGUACUUUCGUCGACGCAAUCCACGAUCUACCUACCAAAGAGGAAAUGGCCCCAGCCCAACUCUAUAGUACAGAAUCAGGCCGCCUUUUCCAUUCCGGCCGAAUAGUCAUCGCCACCUGCGGACUGCCAGCUCGGGGAAAGACACACACAUCUGUUGCCUUAGCCCGCUACCUGCGAUGGCUGGGUGUCAAGACGCACGUGUUUCAUCUUGGCGAUUACCGUCGCGCUACGCUAGGCCCGGAAAACGAUGUGCCCGACGAUUACUUCUUCCUCAAUGCAUCGCCACAAUCUGUUUUGCUACGCAAUAAGAUCUUGAAAAAGUGCCGUGAAGACAUCUACCACUUCCUGGAAAACGACAAGGGCCAAGUGGCUAUCUACGACGCUGUAAAUGCCAUUAGCCAAGGUCGCAGAUCGUUGGCCAAAGAAUUUGCCAAGAAUGGAAUCCAGACAGUCUUCAUCGAAUCACAUUGUACCGAUGAGCGUAUCAUCCAAGAGAACGUCCGUCGUGUCAAGAUCUCUUCACCGGAUUAUCAAGGGUGGAAGGACGAGGAUGCUGUCCACGACUAUCUGGCACGUAUCAAUGCACGGAUACCACACUUCGAGACCAUGGAGGAGCCUGAUUUACAUUGGAUCAAGAUGAUCAACGCUGGCGAGAGAGUGGUAGUGAACAACUGCGCAUUCGGAUAUCUCUCGCAAAGAAUAGUCUUCUAUCUACUCAAUCUCCACAUCAAGUCACGGCAAACAUACUUUGCUCGAGCCGGGACUACGCGAGAGGAAGAUUCUUACAAAGCAGAUGCAAGCCUCUCACCAGAAGGUCAUGAAUACGCUAAGAAGAUGAGUGAGGUGCUCCUGAAGUACCGCGAAGAGGAGAAGCAGAAGCUGAUUGAGUCGGGAGCAACCGAUGCCUCCUUGAAGCCACUGACAAUCUGGACUUCUACACGUCGAAGGACUGUCCAAACGUCAGAGGUUCUGGCUUCUAUGGGCUACCGGGUUAGGCAGCGAUCGCAAAUGAGCCAGAUGAAUCCUGGUGUAUGCGAGAAGAUGUCAGAGGCCAAGAUCCGCGAAGAGUUCCCUGAUGAAGUUACCAAGCACGAAGCAGACCCUUACCACCAUCGGUAUCCGCGCGCAGAGUCGUAUCACGACCUUGCCGUACGCAUGGAACCCAUCAUUCUAGAACUUGAGCGUGAAGAGAAUGACCUUCUCAUCAUCGCUCAUGAGUCUGUCCUUCGUGUACUUUACGGGUACCUGAUGGCAUGUAAUGCGGCCGACAUACCCAAGCUCGAGUUUCCUCGCGAUGAGAUCAUUGAGAUCAUACCCUCAUCCUACAACAACGUGGCAAAACGCAUCAAGAUUCCUGAUUUACCUGAAUCGAUGGUUCCCGGAAGCCCCGAAGAUAUCAAGAUCCCCGUUCCCCCAAGUGGCGCUGUAAGUCCACUAUCUGGCAUGGGUACUCCUCAAGCCGGUUCCGGCACUGCGACACCUCAACAUGGCAUCCAACCUCUGAAUCUGAAGUCGCAUAUUAAUCCCUCUUCCUGA
This is a messenger RNA of Alternaria arborescens, 1590 nucleotides long. RefSeq names its product putative 6-phosphofructo-2-kinase/fructose-2,6-bisphosphatase. Gene Ontology annotation, biological process: fructose 2,6-bisphosphate metabolic process; fructose metabolic process. The record is from RefSeq and is a predicted model, not a curated record. The coding region runs from base 1 to 1590 and encodes 529 amino acids. Gene Ontology annotation, cellular component: cytosol. Gene Ontology annotation, molecular function: 6-phosphofructo-2-kinase activity; ATP binding; fructose-2,6-bisphosphate 2-phosphatase activity. The transcript is spliced from 2 exons. Lineage: Eukaryota; Fungi; Ascomycota; Dothideomycetes; Pleosporales; Pleosporaceae.